Nycticebus coucang (slow loris) is the source of this 7194-nucleotide messenger RNA. RefSeq names its product folliculin interacting protein 2 (gene FNIP2). Gene Ontology annotation, cellular component: cytoplasm. The record is from RefSeq and is a predicted model, not a curated record. The coding region runs from base 220 to 3663 and encodes 1147 amino acids. The transcript is spliced from 18 exons. Gene Ontology annotation, molecular function: ATPase inhibitor activity; protein-folding chaperone binding. Lineage: Eukaryota; Metazoa; Chordata; Mammalia; Primates; Lorisidae.
CGCGCGAGGCGGCGGCGGCCCGGCUCAGUCAUAUGACCGGCAGCCGGCCGCCCCAGCGCCCAGCAGAGUUACUCAGCCGCAGCGGCCCCGCGCUCCCGCAAGGCUGGGCGGCCGCGCCGCCGCGAUGGCCCCGCCGCCGCGGCCGCCGCCCCCGGCUGCGCGCUGAGCCGGCGGCCCCCCAAGCUCCGCGGCCGGAGCUGCUGCUGCGGCGGCAGCAUCAUGGCCCCAACCCUGCUCCAGAAGCUCUUCAACAAAAGGGGCAGCGGCGGCAGCCCCGCGUCGGCGUCUGCCCAGGGCAGGGCUCCCAAGGAAGGACCCGCCUUUAGUUGGUCAUGUUCGGAGUUUGACCUGAACGAGAUUCGCCUGAUAGUUUACCAGGACUGUGAAAGGAGAGGCAGACAAGUCUUGUUUGAUUCUAAAGCUGUUCAAAAGAUUGAAGAGGUGGCAGCUCAGAAAACAGAGGAUGUCCCUGCUAAAAUGCCAGCCAAGUGCUGUCAGGGAAGCGGUGGCAGCAGCAGCAGCCUCUCUUCCCAGAGCUCUUCUGGAGGAUCUUCACAUUGUGCUAAGGAGCAGCUUCCCAAGUACCAGUACACAAGACCUGCUUCUGAUAUCAGCAUGUUAGGGGAAAUGAUGUUUGGCUCAGUGGCAAUGAGUUACAAAGGCUCCACCUUAAAGAUACAUUAUAUACGCUCUCCUCCGCAACUGAUGAUUAGUAAAGUCUUCUCUGCAAGAAUGGGCAGCUUCUGUGGAAGUACAAAUAACUUGCAAGACAGCUUUGAAUACAUCAACCAGGAUCCUAAUUUGGGAAAACUGAACACAAGUCAGAAUAGUUUGGGUCCCUGUCGUACUGGAAGUAACCUAGGUCUGCUGCAAGCGUGCAGCAGCAAACUGCUGCAGGGGGUAGCUGAAGGAGGACCCCUCCGGCUCACCCGGAGUGCUUCUUUCUUUGCAGCACACAGCACACCAGUUGACAUGCCAAGCAGAGGGCAGAAUGAAGACAGGGACAGCGGCAUUGCUCGAUCAGCCUCACUAAGCAGUCUUUUGAUUACGCCUUUCCCAUCUCCAAGCUCCUCCACAUCCUCUUCCAGCAGUUACCAGCGCCGCUGGCUUCGAAGUCAGACAACAAGUUUGGAAAAUGGCAUCUUUCCAAGGAGGUCCACUGAUGAGACGUUCAGCUUGGCUGAAGAAACCUGUAGUUCUAACCCCGCCAUGGUUAGGAGGAAGAAAAUUGCCAUCAGCAUCAUCUUUUCCUUGUGUGAGAAAGAGGAAGCGCAAAGGAAUUUCCAGGACUUCUUUUUUUCUCAUUUUCCCCUGUUUGAAUCUCACAUGAACAGGCUGAAGAGUGCAAUUGAAAAGGCUAUGAUCUCCUGUAGGAAAAUAGCAGAAUCAAGCCUCCGCGUCCAGUUCUAUGUCGGCCGUCUGAUGGAAGCUCUUGGAGAGUUCAGAGGUACUAUCUGGAACUUAUAUUCUGUUCCAAGGAUAGCUGAACCUGUGUGGCUUACCAUGAUGUCCAGCACUUUGGAAAAAACCCAGCUAUGCCAGCGCUUUCUCAAGGAGUUCACACUUCUAAUAGAACAGAUCAACAAAAACCAGUUUCUUGCUGCCUUACUGACGGCGGUGUUAACCUACCACCUGGCCUGGGUGCCAACGGUCAUGCCAGUGGACCACCCUCCCAUUAAAGCCUUCUCCGAGAAGCGCACCUCCCAGUCAGUGAGCAUGCUGGCCAAGACACACCCCUAUAAUCCACUGUGGGCGCAGCUGGGUGACCUUUAUGGAGCCAUCGGCUCUCCGGUGAGACUGACUCGCACAGUGGUGGUAGGGAAACAGAAGGAUUUGGUCCAGCGCAUACUUUAUGUCCUCACAUACUUUCUCCGUUGCUCUGAGCUGCAAGAGAACCAGCUGACCUGGAGUGGGAAUCACAGUGAAGGUGACCAAGUUUUAAAUGGGAGCAAGAUCAUAACCGCCUUGGAGAAAGGGGAAGUGGAGGAGUCCGAGUAUGUGGUGGUGACAGUGAGAAGCGAGCCUGCCCUCGUGCCCCCCAUCCUGCCACUCACCUCGGCCGAGAGGAAGAGCCCCCAGCUUGCAGGGUUACCCGAGACCCCAGAGGGCACUGAUGUUAGAGACACGGGUCCCAGACCUGACAAAGGAGGACACCAGAGGCCAGAGCUGAGUGCUGAGGCUUGUAGCCUGGGAUUCCAAGAGCCAGUGUUAAGUAAUUCUUGGAAACUUCAGGGCACAUUUUGUGGGGAUGAAGAAAGUGUAAGUGAGGUACCACGAGAUGGCUCUUCACAAUUUUCUGGCUGUGAAGGUCUGGGGACAGGGAUAAAGAUCCACCAGCAAACUGCCCCUGAGCAGUUGAAAGGGGAGACGCCUAGGAAACUACCAGACCGAUCAGCGGCCUGGCCCUGCCCUGACAGACAUUUCCGUGAGAAGCCUCCUUUAGAAAAGGUCACUUUCCAGAUUGGAAGCUCUGUAUCUCCAGAGUCUGACUUUGAAAGCCGCACCAAAAAAAUGGAGGAGCAGCUAAAGGCUUGCAGACAACAUGCAGAGUCAGCCAGCCCCUCGGCAGAGGCAAGGGUGGCCACUAACAUGGCUCAGGACCCUCAGAUUUCUAGGUGUUCCUUCCAACCCGGCUUUCAGAAGAAGGUCUGCUGUCCCUGGAGUCAUUCUUCUGAGGGGGAUGAAGGCGAGUCUGACAGGGGUUUUGCUGUGUGCAGUGGCAUCAGAAGCCACACUGUGUCCGAUGCUGCCGGGCAGCUCAGCACCACUGCUGACUCGCGCGCACCCGCUGACGCAGCAGGAGCCGGGAGGGGAAGGCUGGGGAAAACUCGAGGUUUGUACUUGAAGGUGAGAGAAGGACCUGUGUUGGAGCCUGCUCCGGACAGGCACGCGCAGCAGGACUCGGGCCUCUCGGUUGCCGCAGCUGUCCCCUGUGGGGAUGCCCACAAGAAGGCCGACUUCAGGGUGGAAGGAGACAUUCCCAGGAAUGAGAGCUCCGAUAGCGCGCUUGGAGACAGUGACGAUGAAGUAUGUGCUUGCGCCCUGCCAGAUCUGGAUCACAGUGGGGACAGGACAGAAGGGUCCUUGGAAGUGGAGCUUCCCUUGCCGAGGUCUCAGAGCAUCAGCACCCAGAACGUAAGGAACUUUGGCCGCUCGCUUCUGGCAGGUUAUUGCCCCACGUACAUGCCUGAUCUCGUGCUUCAUGGGACCAGCAGUGAUGAGAAGCUGAAGCAGUGCCUGCUGGCCGACCUGGUCCACACCGUUCAUCACCCCGUGCUGGAUGAGCCGAUUGCCGAAGCCGUCUGUAUCAUUGCAGACACAGACAAGUGCAGCGUCCAGGUGGCCACGAGUCAGAGGAAAGUGAUGGACACCACGAAGCUGGGCCAGGACGUCUUGGUCUCCAGUCAGGUGUCCAAUUUGCUCCAGUCCAUCCUGCAGCUCUACAAGCUUCACCUCCCUGCUGAUUUCUGCAUCAUGCAUCUUGAAGACAGACUACAGGAGCUGUACCUUAAGAGUAAAAUGUUGUCUGAGUAUCUUCGGGGACACACACGAGUCCACGUGAAAGAAUUAGGUGUUGUACUGGGGAUUGAAUCUAACGACCUGCCUCUGUUGACUGCUAUUGCCAGUACACAUUCUCCUUAUGUGGCUCAAAUACUCUUAUAAGCUAAAGCUCAGGACAGUUCUUCCUUGGAAGAAAAAAAUCAAAUUCUCAACUGAAGGAGAAAGGAAUAAGCUCUCUGUGGCGGCAGAAGCAUGAGAAGAGCAAACAGAAACAGUCAUUCCACCUUUUUGUUCUGUGUUUUUGUUUUCAAGGAGAUGUUUCAGUGGAAGCCUUAGGUUUACUCGAUGUAAUGGCAUUUGUGACUGUCACAAACACUUUAGGCCUUUUGUUACCCCUGAAUCAACAGAGAGUGACCUUUUUGGUAGGAGGAAACAAGCACUACACGAAACACUAAGCUGUUGCCACAGAUGGCCUUGUGCUGCUUGGGCAGAAUAAGAACCAGUGACUUUGGAGCAGGCAGGUCAACAAUGUAACAUUCCAGGAGGAAACCAGGUCUGAGUGUAAGCAGGAGCCCUCCAAGUUGGAGAAAGCAUAUUUUGCCAUUCUUAGAAGACAAGCAGAACAAGGACUUUGGAUUCCAGAUCGGGGUUUGCAUUUUACACAAAGCCCCCUGGUACCAUCUUCAGCUCUGCUGGCUGUAGCAGCUCCUGUUUGACAUAAAACAUGAAGGACUGCCUUUUGGGAAGACAAUGCUUUAGGAACCCAUUAUAUUCAUGUUGUCUGGAGUUUACCUUGUUUGAGAUGUAGCCACAGGUAGGUCAGAGAUGGAUUAUUGGUGCAAUAAACCCCAGAAUCAAUGUAGCAUCUUAAUUCCAUCAGAUACAGUUUGUAGCAACAGAAUGUGCAGUCUGAAACCAUAUGUUUUAUCCUUCUACCUUAGAGCUUUCCACAGCCUUUUUAAGAGAGGCCAUUUACCAAAGUUACUCCUCUAAGCUCAAGAGUGUUUCUGUUGAUAAGUUCUUCUAGCUGAAGCCACUUCUUAUAACAGUUAAUACAAAUGACUUUUUAUACUUUCAAAGGCACAGCUGUCCUGGUGGGAACUGAACCUGCAGCAGUUCAGGAGGACUAGUGAACACGAUUAGUUUGAACAUUUAGAAACAAUUCUUGUGUGAUCUAAAUUUUUACAUCAUCAUCUCUGUGCCUUUCUGAUCCCUACGUCCUUUUCAUAACAUCUUUCCAGAAAUUACCCAUUGUAUAAACCCUACCAAAAUGAAUUGUUUUAGCCCAAAAAACCCUUAGUUUUCAGUUAAUAUAAAAGAAACUUUAGUUUACCAAACAUGAAACCGACUAUGUAUUAACAGGGUAAAGUAAAAAACUUUCUAAAAAAAAAAAAAAAAUUGGUCAUUAAAAGAUAGGAGCUAAUCUAGUAAAGGGAAACAUUGUUAGCGCUUUUGCAGAUCUUAUCAGCAAGCUCUCAUUUCCUUUGUUGUAGGAAUUCCAGUCCUUUCCAUGUAUCUUUUGUACCUUAGAUGAUGACAUCAUCUCCCUUUUAAAUGAGAAUGACUUCAUUUUCUAUUUGAUAAAAUCCGAAUCCUAAACAUCAAGUUACACAAGUUUGCCUCUGUUCUUUUACAAGUGCAAGUUAACGUUUGAGAAAGUACAGCAGCAGUACCAGUGGAGGAGCGUCUGUGUUGUUUCUUAGGAGUAAUUCCUAGGAAUAGGUCAGAAUUGCUACCUUUCCCUCUUUCUAUUUUACAACGUGAGAUGUAGAUGGGUGCAUUAAGGCUCUUAAGAUAUUUAACUUUCAUUUAUAAAAGUGUCAUUCAUAAAAUUGAGGUUUUCCAUUUCCUUCUGUCUCACGUGUUCUAAAUUCUCUAGUUCCAUGACAUCGCCGUCUGCUGUUAUGUUGCAGAAAGAGAAGGAACCUCACCUGUGGCUCAGCCCCUCCGCAUUCAUUUCUCGUUGCGUGUAAUACCUUGUUGUAGCUGAUGUUACAGCCUAACGCAUUCCCCUCAUCUCUAGUUCCCUUCUCCUUGUUUACAUGUUUUGGGCACUUUCCCACAUUCACCACCUUCCAGGUUUCCACAGAAAAUGACUUGAUACAAAAUCAGUUCAUUUCUAAUGUGGACAUAGUGGCACAUUGCAAUUCGACCCGUAUAGGGGGAAAUUGAACUUUAAAUGGUUGAUUCAAACUCUAAACCUAAAAAAAUUAGCCCAAACCCUGAGAAACUUAAUUUGCCUGUUAAUCUAAUUUUCCAAAACUCACUCUUAGAAAAAUGUCUGGAAAAUUACAGGUGGGUCCCCAGUGGGGGUUGUCUCCACGACACUCAGGAUUCCAGUCAGAGCCUAAUCCUCAUUUCUAUCGCCUACAAAAACAGACUGAGAAUGUUGCUGCUCUUUUAUAAUCCUACUUUAAAUACUUAGCAUUCAAGUUUUCUUUGUCUUAAAUUCAACCUCUUCCCAAAAGCAAAAAAGAAAAAUCUCGUGGAAGUGUGUUGAGAUGCACCCACUCGCCCAUUGGGCACCAGCCAGUGGCUUCAUUCUGGCUGUGCCUCGGAGGCAAAAAAGGGAUCCCACCUGCUCCCAUGCCCACCUCGAGAAAAAAUAAAAAUAAAAAAAUAAAAUAAAAUAAAAUCUACCUCAGUUGACAGGAUUCCACCUUUAGGGUUUCUUCAACUUUACGUCUUACCUGUUGAGUGUAACUUUUUUGUAGCGUCUUGCUUUUUUUAAGCAAGCUAGGAAGGCAUGACAGAGCAGAAGUGUGUACACGUGACUGUGACAGACCUCUUUCUAGCAUGUUGCAGUUUUAUUUUUAAUAAGUUGAUAAGUGAAAUGAAUGUAAAGGUAAUUGUGUAUGUUUUAAACAUGACAAUGAAAAUUUUAAAUGUAGCUUCCAUCCUUGUGCAUAAUUCCAAAGUAUUUUAUUUUUUAUCAGUGUUAAAUAGCUUUUUGUACAGGCUUCAAUCCAUUUUUCUGAAGUGUGCUGUUUUUUAAUGAAAGUAAUUAUAAUCUUUUCACAUCCCAUGGAACUGCCGUUUACACAUUGCAACUUUUUAAACUUACCAUAUUUUUCAAAAUUAACUUUUUUGAAGGGAAGAAAAUUCCCACAUGCUAAAUGAUACUAAAACUGUUAUUUGGGCUCUUACAAUUAGGUCCUGAGAUUUUAUAAAAAUUAGUCUGUAGCUUUUCAGGUUCUUCAGUAGAGUUGGUUGUACAUAAAAAUAAAGAAUAUGAAGUGACUCAAAUAAGUGUCUGGCUUUUUCCACUAAUAUUUACUUUUGAGAGUAUUUUGUCCAUUCAUACUUUCACUGUUAAAUUGAAGUCUUUAGCUUCUCUUCAUAAAUGUGGACCAUUUUUUUUAAUUGUGCUUUGGGGGAGAGGAUAUUUUAAUAUAAUUUUUGCCUAAAUCAAGUAGCCCCUUCUCUUUUUAAAUGUCAAAAUUUGAUGAACCGUGUAUCUUGGAAGUGAGAUUGCAAUAUGCUUAAAUUUAAGUGGUAUUUGAAAAAGGAGAAAAUUCUGGGAUUUAUUAUUUGAAGCUCCAUUAAGAGAAAUUGAUAAGACUUUAUAUUUUUGAUCAGUUGAAUAGAUACCAAUGUCAUUGUGUUGAAAUUUUUUUUAACUUGUUCAUGUAUUAUUUUGAUCCUUUUUUCCUGUGGCAUUUGGUGCAAUAAACCUUUUGAAUUUAUCUUGAA